CGUGUGACGUCACGAGAUUCCAGGAGCUGCUUCUGUGCGCGCAAUUGUCUCGGAUCGGAGAAUCAAUCACAUGGAGAAGAGAGGUUCGGCAAAGGCUGGCAGUAAAAGGCACCAAUGCAUCCAGUGUCCAUACAGCACAUAUCAGAUGGGCAACUUGAAGAGACAUCAGAGAAAACACACUGGCCAGAAGCCCUUCAAGUGCUCUGUGUGUGGAAAGGCAUUUACACGAAUGAAUCGCAUGGAGAAGAGGCUCUCGACACCACCUGGUGAUAAAACGCACCGAUGUGACCAGUGUUUAUACAGCACGGAUCGCAUUGUACGUUUGAAGCAGCAACAGAGCAUACACAGGGCCGAGAAGCCCUUCAAGUGCAGUGUAUGUGGUAGGACAUUUGCAGAGUCAGCAUAUCUUAGGAAACAUAAUAGAACACAUACGGGCGAGAAGCCCUUCAAGUGCACUGUGUGUGGGAAGGCAUUUGCUCGUUCAGAAACUCUUCAUUUUCAUCAAAGAACACACACGGGUGAGAAGCCCUUCAAGUGCACUGUGUGUGGGAAGGCAUUUGCUCGUUCAGAAACUCUUCAUAUUCAUCAAAGAACACACACGGGUGAGAAGCCCUUCAAGUGCACUGUGUGUGGGAAGGCAUUUGCUCGUUCAGAAACUCUUCAUGUUCAUCAAAGAACACACACGGGUGAGAAGCCCUUCAAGUGCACUGUGUGUGGGAAGACAUUUGCUCAUUCAAAAAGUAUUCUAAUUCAUAAGAGAACACACACAGGUGAGAAGCCCUUCAAGUGCACUGUGUGUAGCAAGACAUUUGCUCAUUCAGAAACUCUUCAUAUUCAUCGGAGAACACAUAUCGGUGAGAGGCCCUUCAAGUGCACUGUGUGUAGGAAGACAUUUGCUCAUUCAGACAUUCUUCAUGUUCAUCAGCGAACACACACCGGUGAGAAACCCUUCAAGUGCAGUGUAUGUGGUAAGGCAUUUGCAGAGUCAGCAUAUCUUAAGAAACAUAAUAGAACACACACAGGCGAGAAGCCCUUCAAGUGCAGUGUAUGUGGUAAGGCAUUUGCCGAGUCAGCAAAUCUUAAGAAACAUAAUAGAACACACACAGGCGAGAAGCCCUUCAAGUGCACUGUGUGUAGCAAAACAUUUGCUCGUUCAUUAACUCUUCAUAUUCAUCAGAGAACACACACCGGUGAGAAGCCCUUCAAGUGCACUGUGUGUGGGAAGGAAUUUGCUCAUUCAAAAACUCUUCAUGUUCAUCAGAGAACACACCAAGUUCAUAAGUCCUACAAGUGCAUGGUGUGUGGGAAGGUAUUGGCUCAUUCAAAAUCUCUUAAGAAACAUAAGACAAUACAUUCAGGUGAGAGUCCUUUCAAGUGCAAUGUCUGUGGGAAGAAGUUUACAUUAUCAGGAAGCCUAAAGAGGCAUGAGAAGAUACAUAAGGAGAAAGUGAAAUCGACUUGUGAAAGUCAACAUGCUGCAAUGAGCCCAUCUCUCAUGAAACGAGAAUCAGAAGAAAUUUCCAACUUGGCAACACUGGCCAGGAGUGACAGUGAAAUGUGAAGAAGUUAAAUGUGAAGAAGUGACGGUGAAAUGUAAAGAUCAAGAUUCGACUCCAGCACCCAAUCUACAAGUGGAUGGAUGCAGCGUGAAGCAGGAGAAGAAUUCCGAUUCUGAGAGAGAGCGAGGCAAUCCCCAGCAGUUGAUGUGGAGGUGAAAUGUGAAGAUCAAGAUUCGACUCCAGCAUCCAAUCUACAAGUGGAUGGAUGCAGCGUGAAGCAGGAGAAGAAUUCCGAUUCUGAGGGAGAGCGAGGCAAUCCCCAGCAGUUUGUGGAUGUGGAGGUGUGGGUGGAGUUUUUGGACAAAGCUGAGUAGAAGGGGCAAGCACGUGUGAAAUGGCACCUUGGAAGAUGUGUAACCUGGAGUUUGAGACGAUUUUCCAUAGCAUUCGCCUUAUUCGCAGCCUUAUUCGCAGCCUUAUUCGCAGGCUUACGUCAUUUAAAGAAUGCAUAGGGUUUUAGGUGUCUUCCAAGCAGAGAUGGGCUUUCUGUCCAUACAGUGAGGGAAAAAAGUAUUUUAUCCCCUGCUGAUUUUGUACGUUUGCCCACCGACAAAGAAAUGAUCAGUCUAUCAUUUUAAUGGUAGGUUUAUUUGAACCGUGAGAGACAGAAUAACAACAACAAAAUCCAGAAAAACGCAUGUCAAAAAUGUUAUAAAUUGAUUUGCAUUUUAAUGAGGGAAAUAAGUAUUUGACCCCUCUGCAAAACAUGACUUAGUAAUUGGUGGCAAAACCCUUGUUGGCAAUCACAGAGGUCAGACGUUUCUUGUAGUUGGCCACCAGGUUUGCACACAUCUCUGGAGGGAUUUUGUCCCACUCCUCUGUGCAGAUCUUCUCCAAGUCAUUAAGGUUUCGAGGCUGACGUUUGGCAACUCGAACCUUCAGCUCCCUCCACAGAUUUUCUAUGGGAUUAAGGUCUGGAGACUGGCUAGGCCACUCCAGGACCUUAAUGUGCUUCUUCUUGAGCCACUCCUUUGUUGCUUUGGCCGUGUGUUUUGAGUCAUUGUCAUGCUGGAAUACCCAUCUACGACCCAUUUUCAAUGCCCUGGCUGAGGAAAGGAGGUUCUCACCCAAGAUUUUACGGUACAUGGCCCCGUCCAUUGUCCCUUUGAUGCGGUGAAGUUGUCCUGGCCCCUUAGCAGAAAAACACCCCCAAAGCAUAAUGUUUCCACCUCCAUGUUUGACGGUGGGGAUGGUGUUCUUGGUGUCAUAGGCAGCAUUCCUCCUCCAAACACGGCGAGUUGAAUUGAUGCCAAAGAGCUCCAUUUUGGUCUCAUCUGGCCACAACACUUUCACCCAGUUGUCCUCUGAAUCAUUCAGAUGUUCAUUGGCAAACUUCACACGGGCAUGUGUAUGUGUUUACUUGAGCAGGGGAACCUUGCGGGCGCUGCAGGAUUUCAAUCCUUCAUGGUGUAGUGUGUUACCAACUGUUUUGUUGGUGAUUAUGGUCCCAGCUGCCUUGAGAUCAUUGACAAGAUCCUCCCGUGUAGUUCUGGGCUGAUUCCUCACCGUUCUCAUGAUCAUUGCAACUCCACGAGGUGAGAUCUUGCAUGGAGCCCCAGGCCGAGGGAGAUUGACAGUUCUUUUGUGUUUCUUCCAUUUGCGAAUAAUGGCACCAACUAUUGUCACCUCACCAAGCUGCUUGGCGAUGGGUUUGUAGCCCAUUCCAGCCUUGUGUAGGUCUACAAUCUUGUCCCUGACAUGCUUGGAGAGCUCUUUGGUCUUGGCCAUGGUGGAGAGUUUGGAAUCUGAUUUAUUGCUUCUGUGAACAGGUGUCUUUUAUACAGGUGUAGAGGUGUAAUUGUAAAGAUGUAUGGGCACGGAUGGGUAACAAACACAAGGGGCGUGGUUAGGGCCGUACACAGAGGAGGUGCUCACACCGACGUCCGCACCUGCAUCCCCCACGGGCCCCUCCUGGGGGCCGAGUGCUAUAAAAGGUGGUGAGCCGGAGGGCUCGAGGUCGAGUGUUAGCUUAAACCAGCGAAGAAUGAAGACCAGCUAGAAUAGGCCCCGGAGCUCCCCUGGCUCGCUGUCCUUGUCAGGACCGACCAGGGCAAGCCGGUGGUGUGGCCCCGAGAGCCCAGACUGACGUUCUUAUAAGAGCCGGUCUGGAGACUCAGGGUGCCGGGAUCCCAGCUUGACCAGGGCUGGGAUAGGUAGCCUCCCCUAGCUCCGUAGUGGAGGACUCGGGCGUAGGUUAGCGGGGUUAGACGUGGUGUCUCCCUGUUAGACUGAGUGAAGGGGACGAUACCCCUUCAAGUGCUGUGUAUUCCCGUUACUGUACACAAGUUGGUGUUAAUAAAUAAGUGUGCCUCCAACCACGUCGUCCAAGCCUCCUGCAACUUACUACAUCUGGGGUCAGAAGUGAUCGUGCAACAAUGGCCACAUGAGGGACGACGCGUACCAGGGAGCCGGAGAUGGAGGACACCUCGGCCGACUCGGCACCAGAGAUGGCCGAGGUCGGAUCCGAGCAGCCGGGGCCCGAGUACACCCGCGCCGCUACGACAGGAAGGGUGGGGUGCGUCGGCCGAGGGACUUCGGCUGGCUCACUCCCGCCUGGUGGAGCUGCUCUACACUGCGGCCGCCACGUUGGAGGAGAUCACGCGGCUGGGGGCUGGAGAGGCUGCGCGGGACGACGACAGGCAGCCGACGCGCAGUGCCGUUUCCCGCCACCCCGACGCGGCUCGCAGUCAAAUUUCCCGCCAUCGCUAUAGUGAGAGCAGAGGGUGGGGCCGGCCCGCGUCAGGUGACCGCCAAGGGCCAAGCAGAAGCCGUGACAUCAUCAACACCGGCCAGCGCGUCGACAACGGAGCGACCGGCGAUGCCAUACGCGCAGCCCGCCCCCACUGUACCGAGUGCCGGGAACGACGGAGCGCGAUCCACAACCACGGACGUCGCGUUACAGCAGCGACUGCCGCCUCUCAAAGAGUUUGUGGGCGCGGACGGGGACUGGGGUGGCUUCAAGAGACGGUUCCUAGCUCAUCAGGAGAUGGCGAACUGGACGGACGGCGAAGCACUACGUGCGCUGCCGGCGAUGCUGGACAACGACGCCCUGGCUACCCUCACCUCGGCGCCUAAGGAAAAGCGCGCCACGCUGCACUUGGCGCUGCAGCUGCUGUCCGCUGUCUACGGCCCGCCUUCGGACUGCAGGCAGCUGUUCCACGAUCGCCAUCGGGGUGCCAACGAAUCGCCUCUGGCUUUCCGGACGGCUCUCCUGGCCCUGGCGAAGGCAGCUUUUCCACGGAUGGACGAGGAGGGAGUGGACGCUAUGGUGGCGGAAAAGCUGUUACUACUCGCGGACGAGCUGGACGUCGCCAUCUUGACUCAAGAUGACAGAGAUGUCUUCCUUGCUGAUCGCGCGCCACAUCCACGGGGGCUUGCGGUCCCUGCGUCGCAAGGCCGCCAAGGGGGUGGCCGGCCAUGCCAUGGCGGCUCCCACCCUCCCAUCGGAGGAGGUCUGCGGGGUGAAGUGGCGGGGGGAAUGGAGAUCUGCGGGACCACAGGCUCGGAACGGACCGAGCCGCCAGGAGCAGCCCAGGCCAUCUGGGGCGCUCGCACGCUGCUACAACUAUGGCCUUCAAGGCCACGUGGCUUCAGGAUGCCGGGCUCCUCGUCAGCGCGGGGCAACACCUCGUCAGGACGCCGCGCCGCCUCCACCCAAGCUCCAGCAGAGAAAUACGGCGAGUCGUGGCACCUCACACGUUUGGCCCGUGCACACAUCUGUCACACACUCACUCGCUGAAACAAACAGGGCUCGAA
Molecule: messenger RNA, 5315 nt
Organism: Lethenteron reissneri (Far Eastern brook lamprey)
Lineage: Eukaryota; Metazoa; Chordata; Hyperoartia; Petromyzontiformes; Petromyzontidae
Product: zinc finger protein OZF-like
Biological process (GO): regulation of transcription by RNA polymerase II
Molecular function (GO): DNA-binding transcription factor activity, RNA polymerase II-specific; RNA polymerase II cis-regulatory region sequence-specific DNA binding
Source: RefSeq, a predicted model, not a curated record